GUUUUCUAAGAGUUUGGGUGAGUGUAUAUAUACUCUACAGUUUGAGAGGCACACUAGGUAGGCAUUUGAUAAGGCGGAUCAACAAUGGCUCCGUGGGAUAAAAUGGGGCUGCUGGCAACUCUUCUCAUCUUUGGUGUCUCUCUCUCCUUAGCUUCUGCAGAGAGGCCUAUGAGAAGAUCCUUGGUGUUCCCAAUGGAAACUGACAACAGCUACGUGGAGCUGGUCCCUCAGAAAGAUCUUGACAUGGGAGCCUUCACCCUGUGCAUGCGGGUGGCCACAGAACUGGCAAAGGGCAACCGUGAGAUCAUCUUGUUCGCCUACCGUACACUGUACUACGACGAGCUCAACGUGUGGAGAGAAGCUGACGGAAGGUACGGUCUGUAUUUGAGUGGGGACGGGGUCUUCUUCCACCUACCUGAGUUCAACACCUUCCAGACCCACCUUUGUCUCACCUGGGACUCGAAGUCAGGUAUGGCGGCGUUCCAUGUAGAUGGGAAGAGGAGCAUUAGGAAGGUGUAUAAACCAGGACACAAAGUGCAGAAUGGAGGGAAGGUCAUCCUGGGACAGGAUCCAGACUCUUUCCUGAAGGACUUUGACAGCAAGCAGAGUUUCAUCGGAGAGAUCACAGACGUCAACAUGUGGGACUACGUGCUCUCCGAUGCCAUGAUAGAGACUUUGCAUGUUGGGAAACGUAUGUCCAGAGGGAACAUUUUUGACUGGGAAACCAUAGAGCUCAUAGUCAAUGGGAACGUCAAGGUGAUCACUGAAGAGUUGUAAGGUGUCCCCAAGGCACCAACAACAUGCUCUCCAUCUAGGGGUGCUGCACUGUGGCCUGAGGGGGGGGUGCUAACAUUUUAACACUGAUGUAAUCGCAUAGAUAAACAGCAGUGGGCAAUCCAUUCAACAUUUUGACUGAUGACAACAUGGGGGUGCAGAAUUUAAAGGCAAGUCGAGACUAACUGAUUCACAAAUCACCUUGCAUCAUAAAUAACUACUCAAUAUUAUUUGCAGAUCAGUCAGUCAGACACUAUUUACCUAUGAAUAGGGUGGCAGGUAACCUACCAGUUAGAGCGGCGAGGUUGCCAGUUCGAGUCCUUGGUCAAUAAGAAAACUCUGGCACGAAGUGAGCUGGCAACCAGAGGGUUGCUGGUAUCAGAUCCUAGAUGCCAUUGCCUGCCCUUGAGCAAUGCACAUAACCCCCCACAACAACAGCUCCGCAGGUGCCCAGUGUGGCAGCUCCCUGCACCUCUCCAAAACAUGUAUGUGUCUUUCAGAGGGGUUGGGUUAAACCUGAAGUAACAUGUUGGUUGGACUUUGUGUGUAAUUGACCAAUAAAGUGAUCCUAAACUUAAA
This is a messenger RNA of Oncorhynchus gorbuscha (pink salmon), 1353 nucleotides long. RefSeq names its product pentraxin fusion protein-like. The record is from RefSeq and is a predicted model, not a curated record. The transcript has 3 exons. Bases 85 to 777 code for a protein of 230 amino acids. Lineage: Eukaryota; Metazoa; Chordata; Actinopteri; Salmoniformes; Salmonidae.